AUGUCCGCUAGUAAACGUAGAUCAUCUCUUAAGCUUAUUAUUCUCGGAGAUAGCAGUGUCGGUAAGACCUGCAUCAUUCAGCAGUUUGUGUUCAACAAGUUCUCUGAUAAGUAUAAAUCGACGAUUGGAGCGGACUUCUUCCCUCGUGACGUCAUGAUCGAUAAUACUCCUUACUCGGUCCAGAUCUGGGAUACGGCUGGUCAGGAACGCUACCAGAGUCUUGGCUCGUCUUUCUAUCGUGGUACGGAUGCUUGUAUUUUAGCGUUCGAUUUAACGAACGCGAAGACAUUUAAGAACCUGGAGAAGUGGCAGGAUGAGUUCUUGGUGACUGCCGCUCCGGCGGAUCCUCUGAACUUCCCCUUCGUGAUUGUUGGAAACAAGGUGGACGUUCCGGAGAGCGAACGCAUGGUCACAAAGGAGGAGGUCGAGGAAUGGGCUCGUUCUCGCCGUGUGACGACGAUGCAUUAUUUUGAGACGAGUGCGAAGGAGAACAUCAACAUCGAAGCCGCCAUUUUCGAUGUGCUGAGACAGGCGAUUGCACAGAAGGAGGGAGAGGAAGAGUACGUUCCGGAUGUGGUCGAUUUGGACGCUGUGAAGCCUGCUACCACGGAGAAGUGCAAUUGUUAA
Molecule: messenger RNA, 627 nt
Organism: Blastocystis hominis
Lineage: Eukaryota; Bigyra; Opalinata; Blastocystidae
Exons: 5
Coding region: 1-627 (208 amino acids)
Molecular function (GO): GTP binding; GTPase activity
Source: RefSeq, a predicted model, not a curated record